AUGGACCAAGUUAUCUCUGAGUGGGUGGGGAAGUGCAGACCCUGCCAGGAGUCUCGCCCCGAUCCCCCGGUAGCGCCCAUCCAAGAGUGGGAGAAACCAAAAGGGCCAUGGGGGAGGAUCCAUAUUGAUUUUGCUGGACCCUUCCACGGGCAAACGUUUUUAAUUGUAGUAGAUGCCUUUUCGAAAUGGCUCGAAAUCAUUUUAAUGCCCUCUACCACAGCCGAGGCUGUUAUUAAGGCCCUUCGCAAGCUGUUCGCCACACAUGGCCUACCGGAUACCCUAGUAUCUGACAACGGCCCUCAGUUCACAGCAACCCUGUUCGAGGGAUACUUGGCCGGACUGGGCAUCCGCCAUGCCCUAUCGGCCCCGUUCCACCCGGCUUCUAACGGAUUGGCCGAACGUUUUGUAAGAACGGCCAAAGAGGCCCUAUCCAGACUAGAUAACAGGGACUGGCAGGCCAGGAUAGAUCAAUUCUUAGCUGUCCAGCAUGCCACACCAUGCACAGCCACAGGGAGAAGCCCAGCAGAGCUCCUCAUGGGCAGGAAGCUCCGAUGCGUGUUAGAUAGGCUUCAUCCCAACUAUUCGCACGAAAACUUCAAGGGAGAGACCUCCGGACUAAGACAGUUUCAGGUUGGGUCCCCGGUGUUCGCUCGCAACUAUGCCAGCGGACCUCUAUGGGUUGCAGGAACCAUAGUGCCUUCAGACUUCCUGUUGCAAAAGGAAACGUGGAAAAUGGAAUGA
This is a messenger RNA of Pantherophis guttatus, 741 nucleotides long. The record is from RefSeq and is a predicted model, not a curated record. NCBI's taxonomy places the organism in Eukaryota, Metazoa, Chordata, Lepidosauria, Squamata, Colubridae.